GAUGCUGGAUUACAGUGUUAAUGGUUGAAAUUAAUUUAACUAUUUGUUAUUUGUACUAGUUAUGUGAGUGCGUUUACGACUGUUUAUGGUUUAGAUAGGCCUAUUUUAAACAACAUUGUGUGCACAAUAUGCCUCGUCAAUUCUUUCCCAAUAACAAUGAACUCUCUCAGCCUAAAUAUAAAAUAGUGUAUUUUUAUUUUGUUAACAAGUUAUUUCGGUUUCAGAUGAAAAAAAGUUAUGGGUGAUUCCUUGGAAAACAAUGAUCAAGAUGUAGGUAUACAGUCAGAAGAGAUUGAACCUGCAAAAUCAACUACAGAAACACUUGGAAAUAAAGUAGGCCUAAUCCUACAACCAUCCCCGGAAGAAAACGAAGCUCCAAAUGUUGACCUUUUGAGCCUACAAAACAGUGGAGAUGGAGGUGAAUGGGGAAACAACUUUGUUACAAGCCAAUCUGUUGAUGAUGCGAUACGAGACUUGCCAGAAGUUCUCAGAUUUGUAAAGAAACUUCAACAAUGUAUAUUACGCCAGCGAGCUCUCAUUCACAAACUAUAUCAUAAAUUAAAAGAGGGUGGUGUUAACCGAAUCACCAAAAAAGAUGUAAACACUCAGACCAGUGAUACAGAUUUUGAAGUCUGGACGGAAUCGGCUGAAACAGGAAACCUUGUGGAAGACAUUAAAAAAGCUGCAGAGAAUGCAGUUCAACAGACAGGGUUUGUUUACGAGGCCACUUCAGGCAUGUACUACGACUACAACACUGGAUACUACUAUAACGCUGAAUUAGGUUUGUACUAUGAAGGGAACAGUGGAACAUAUUAUUAUUUUGACGAAUCUUCAAAAUCAUUCCAAUUUCACUCACAAGUACCAGUAGUAAACUCAUCGACGCCUUCAGUGCAAUCUCAUGACAAUGACUCAAGUAAGAGGCAAAAUGUGGAUGUUAGUGAACCUAGUGAAAAGAUACCAAAGAAGAUAAAAAUAGAGAUAAAAGAAGAGGGCGAAUGCUCAGAUAGUGGUAGUGACUGUGAAAAAGAGAUUACUGAAGUGAUUCAAUCAAGUGAUGCAAGUGAUCCAAGUACAAACCACACAGAAAAUACUGACAAACCAAAGAUAGAAGUUCCUCAAAUCGUUUCAUCAGAUGCUGAGAUCGCAAGUGCGUGGCCGCCUUGUCUGCGGGUGGUCGUGAAGCAGACGACGCUGGACAACUUGGUCAUAGGUUCUCUGUUCAUCGUCACGUGCACGGGUGGAACACUGGGGAGGGAAGGCGACCACGCCAUUACCAUACCUGACAUUAGUAUCAGCAAGCACCAUGCGAAGGUUAGCUACAGUGAGGAGCAUCAGUGUUACCAACUGGUGGACUUGGGCAGUCGGAAUGGAACAUUUGUUGACGGACAUCGUGUCUCAGUCGCCCUACGAGAGAGUGACCCAGUCGCCCUCCAUCACGGAACUCAGGUGAGGGUGGGAUCCACCACAUUAGAAUGUCAUCUCCACCCAGGCAGGGAGACUUGCCAGGACUGUGAACCUGGCUGUGCCAUCCAAACUGAUAGUGGCAAGCAGGAGACUGAUGUAGAAACAAGAGAGGCGAGACACAGAUCAGAGCUGCGAAGGUUGAGGAAGAGGUUUGGUCUUGACAAGCUUACCGUCAAAGAGAAAGAGGGUUCACUAGCACCAGGUUACCAGGAUAGGGCAGAAGAGAGGCGGAAGACCAUCGGAUCACUGGAUCACAAUGUCAAGACAGAGGCUGCUUCAGUACACCAGUCUAUCCAGAGCAACAACAAAGGAUUCAAGAUGCUGUCCAAGAUGGGCUGGAGUAAAGGCCAGGGGCUGGGUAAAGAUUCUGCCAAAGGGAUUACUGAGCCGGUUCUGGUCGAACAGAGGCCAGAUAAGGUUGGGUUGGGAUCUGACUUGGUACAUCUACCAGUAGCUGACCCUAAGGCGAAGAAGAAGGCCGAAUUGUGGAAAAAAGCUCAGAAGAGAUUUCAAGAACUAGAAGAUGAUGACGACUGAACCUUUAUAUUUAAUAGCAAUUUGCUGUGAGGAACAACUAAUUAACCAAAUGUUUUUUUUUUCAAUUCUUAUUGACAUCCGAUUUUAUUUUAUAAAAAAUCCAUAUGUAAAUCUUUUGUUUCUUACGAUGCUUUUUGCUGUUUUAACGUUAACUUAUAAAAUAUUUAUUAUUCUAAGCCAGCACAUUUGUGUAAGUUCCAGAUAGUUUCUGUUAUGGUUAUCAGUAAAACUUUGUUAUAUUUAUUGAUAA
Macrosteles quadrilineatus (aster leafhopper) is the source of this 2251-nucleotide messenger RNA. Its product is annotated as angiogenic factor with G patch and FHA domains 1. The record is from RefSeq and is a predicted model, not a curated record. The coding region runs from base 238 to 2001 and encodes 587 amino acids. The transcript is spliced from 11 exons. NCBI's taxonomy places the organism in Eukaryota, Metazoa, Arthropoda, Insecta, Hemiptera, Cicadellidae. Gene Ontology annotation, molecular function: protein binding; nucleic acid binding.